AUGUGUAACAUAUCUCCGCGUAGCUCUGGUAAACUGAAGCAUCUCGUCAAGUCCAUGCCAAAACAAGAUGAUGAGUGGCUUAUCCUAUUCCACGAGAAGAUCAAGACUGUCUUCGAGGCUGGAUCUUCUAUCACGAUCCCUAAGCCACCUGCCAUUAAUGAAAUAUUCAACAGCUACUUUCAGAAUCGCAUAACCAGAGACUUUGAUGAAAAUCAGCUAGCUCCUCAUCCAUUUCAAGAAGAGCAUUCGAUUCACGCGAAGCUCACUCACAGAAUCGAUAUGGUGAAGUGUUUCGAUUACCUGCAUGUUUAG
Plenodomus lingam JN3 is the source of this 312-nucleotide messenger RNA. RefSeq lists its product as uncharacterized. Lineage: Eukaryota; Fungi; Ascomycota; Dothideomycetes; Pleosporales; Leptosphaeriaceae. The record is from RefSeq and is a predicted model, not a curated record.